Messenger RNA from Scylla paramamosain (green mud crab), 423 nucleotides. RefSeq names its product ran GTPase-activating protein 1-like. Bases 1 to 423 code for a protein of 140 amino acids. The record is from RefSeq and is a predicted model, not a curated record. The transcript is spliced from 4 exons. NCBI's taxonomy places the organism in Eukaryota, Metazoa, Arthropoda, Malacostraca, Decapoda, Portunidae.
AUGAUGACAGCAAAGAGUGAUACUGUUGCUUAUGAUGAUGAUAACGAUGAUGCUGAUGAUGAUGACAGUGAUGAUGAAAGGGAAGAGGAGGAGGAGGAGGAAGAGGAGAAGGAGGAGGAAGAGGAGAAGGAGGAGGAAGAGGAGGCGAGAAGACGAGCAGCACGUGCAGCCAACUGCUCACAGGCUUCCCUAGCGCUGGCAGCCGUCAGCACCAAGAUUUCUCCAGACACACCACUCACAUCUUACCAUAAUGGUGAUCCCCCUGGGAGGCAUUUUCGAUGGGAUGCCUUCAAGCCAGACCCUGGACAAUCCCCAGCAGCCAGUGGUGCGGGGAAGAGUCUGCCAGCUCCCGGGGGACGCUUGGGGCCAUUAGUAUCCCGCUCGACUGACCUGAGGAACCACAAUAAGAAGCAAUUUCAUUAG